UUGGGUAUUGCAUUUCUCUCCACGAUCUUAUUUCCUGUCGAUCUUUUCUUCAUUUAUUGUUCUUUUCUAAUUCUGCCGCUUCACUUAUACAUAAUACGUAUAUUUCUCCAUCACGCUCUUUUUUAUAUUCUUUCAUUAAUAAUAAUUGGUGGCGCCGCAUUUUGUUAGACCACGUUAUUCGAAGGCCUAUCAUACGUGUGUGAGGAAGCGCGUUUAGAUCUGGAAGCAAUUGGGAGGGCGUACGAUCUACGAUGGAAUACCUCCCAACAUCGGCGAGCAGCCGGCGCUGGCUGAUCGCCAAACUAGUUAUGCAAGGAUUGUCUUUGAUCUUCUGCAUUGUCGUCAUCGGGCUCAGCGUCGCGACAUCAUGGGAUGGAACCUUGGGCGUGGGAAUGCUUUUGAUACCGAUCUCCGCGGCGACAGCAGCCUGGAAUAUCGCAGAAUUUGUAACCCUUUAUUUCAGACGAAAGAGUGCAUGCGGCCGGGGAAUCCACCCGGGGGCGCAUGUUGGGGCGCAACUCGUCAUCUUCCUGGUCAUGAUCCUCGGAGUUUUCUUCGCAGUUUCGCUGUGGAGAAGCGUCUCCCGCGCCCUCAUAUAUUGUAACGAAUGGCCGCGCAACCCACGUUCUCCCGAUUUCGUUACCCAGAAUAUUACUAUGGUCUCUAGUUACGGGGGGCGGACCACUUCGAUUACGUCGUACUACUGCCCCGAGGACUAUCGCGACCAUAUCAAUGCCCCGUCCUAUCCUUCGACCGUCCGAUCCCUUAUUGCGUUUACUGCCUUGUUAUGGUCUGGCUCACCCCUAUCCCGUCGCAAUCGAUUUUCGUGGUAUCUUGCUAACCGGCUAAUAGGCUUAUACACUUUACACUUUUUGUUCGUGCAUGCGUCGAGACCCAGCGCCGAAAUAGCGACCGCCCCGCGAUGAUGAUGUACCCGCCUCCAUCAUGGUCUACGCCGUACGCAGGGACUUAUCCUCCUGGCUUUAUUCCCCAAGGGCCACCGCCGCCACCAGAGCCAGCUCGGAUGAAAUAAACGAAUUAUC
Hypoxylon trugodes is the source of this 1043-nucleotide messenger RNA. RefSeq lists its product as uncharacterized. Lineage: Eukaryota; Fungi; Ascomycota; Sordariomycetes; Xylariales; Hypoxylaceae. The record is from RefSeq and is a predicted model, not a curated record. Bases 252 to 926 code for a protein of 224 amino acids. The transcript has a single exon.